Pseudomyrmex gracilis is the source of this 2856-nucleotide messenger RNA. RefSeq names its product sodium channel protein Nach-like. NCBI's taxonomy places the organism in Eukaryota, Metazoa, Arthropoda, Insecta, Hymenoptera, Formicidae. Gene Ontology annotation, biological process: sodium ion transmembrane transport. The coding region runs from base 12 to 1691 and encodes 559 amino acids. The transcript is spliced from 12 exons. The record is from RefSeq and is a predicted model, not a curated record. Gene Ontology annotation, cellular component: membrane. Gene Ontology annotation, molecular function: ligand-gated sodium channel activity.
CAUUCUGCAACAUGAAAAAGCACAAAGUUACGAAAUCCAUAUCAUCAAAUUCAAUAAGUGAUACGUGGUAUCGUAAAUGUUCGAUAUCUAAUGUAAAGACAUAUAUAAACAGAUGGUUUAGCGUUUUUUGUGAAAAUACGAGUCUGCACGGCUUUCAGUACAUAUCAAUGGCCGGAUCCACGAUAUACGAGGCUGCCGUUUGGUUUGUUUUUUGCAUAUCGGCCAUGAUAUUUUGCGGUAUACUUAUGUUACGUGUAUGGAAUAGUUAUUCGAAUCAUCCCAUAGCGACGAGCAUCGACACGUCAAACAGGAUAACGCAAGUGUCAUUUCCUGGUGUUACAAUAUGUAACAAUAAUAAAAUUUAUCGUCCACAUGCCGAAGUUUUUGCCAAUUUGCUACACGAGAACAACUUUACUGAAGAACAGAUCGACAAGUUUUUCCGCUCUCUACCAAAGUUGAUCACAUCCGGUAAUGUGCUAAUCGACGAUGAAACUGCGGAGCAGAUCCUCGAAACUCUUGAUAUGAGUGUCGAAACGCUUAUGAAGCGGCUAAUGCAGCCUUGUAGCGCAUUACUGGUGAGGUGCGCUUGGAUCGGACAGAUUUACGAUUGCAACAAGAUCUUCAGAAUGGUCAAAUCCACUGAAGGGUUUUGUUGCGCGUUUAAUAUGCACUACAAUCAAAGCUUUAAAGAUAAUUCAAUAAAUCACUUGCACGGCGAUUUCACUGAUUCUGAUGAUGGCCGUCUCUAUGAUCUACCGGGUGUGACGAUGAUUUUAAACGCAUCAGGUAGCGGUCUGAAUAGUGGACUUUCAGUUGCCUUGAAUGUCGAGCGUGACACGUACAAGGGGACCACGCGACCUUACGUAGGUGCUUCUGUACUUGUACACGAUCCAAUUGAUUUUCCUGCCGGUGGCACGCACAUGGCGCUACCCGGUCAUACUUUGCAAAUAUCUGUUACCUGUACUUCCAUCACCGCUAAAGACACAUUGCGAGAUAUUCCCAUCGAGAAGCGUUCGUGCUAUCUAGAAGAAGAGGCAUACGUAAAGAUAUCAAAUGAGAUUCGGUAUAACUACGAAUCAUGCUUGUCAAUAUGUAGAGGUAACCAACUCAUGUUUGUUUGUGAUUGCUUACCGUUUUAUUACCCAGAGAUACAAGAAGCAAAUUCGUGUUAUUUAACCGAUAUAUGGUGUCUUUUGUGGAUUGAAAAGUUUACAAGUAUUCUGAAUGUCAAUCAUACCGUACAAAACAUAAUGAACAAUUUUUCGAAAACUUCCGAGGAAUUUGAAAUCUUUAACAGUAUGUUAUCAUGUUCCGAGUGUUUACCAGAAUGUACCGAUCUUUUGUUUCGCACUACUUCGGAAAAUAAUAAAUUUGAAAAUGGAACAGGAUUCGAGAGCGAGUUAACGGACGGUCUUGAUUCGCAAAAUAUAUCUUUUGUGCACGUAUAUUUCGACGAUAUGUUUUACAUCCACUACAUUAAAGAGAGCACCAUUAGUUGGGACGUAUUGCUCGCUUCCUUUGGCGGUAUUUUCGGUCUUUGUCUCGGUGGUUCUGUGAUUAGCGUGAUCGAAUUGAUUUACCUUUUGAUCCGAGAAUGUUUCAAACGACAAUCCCGCAAAAAACGAGAACAAUUUCCCAAAAGUUUGCCGCCGGCGUCGGAAAUAUUGUCAGUUUCCGAUACAAACAUAUAAACAAAAAAAUUAUAAAGUCAGAAGAAAUUUAACAUCGAAUGUAAUUAUGACGUUUGGGAUCAAUCAAAACCUUCAUCAGAACAACAAACGACCACAUCUUUACGUUACGAAGACAAAUGUUAAAAACUUCUAUUUUCUCUAAUCUAGCCAUCAAGUUAGUUGAAGUUAUUUAAUAAUUUGAGAGGAUUUUUGUGAGAUUAUUAAAAAAUACAAAAUGUGCCCACGAUUAUGUAACAUUCGAUACAUUAUAUAAUAGUUCACGUUCUUUAGCUUUAAGAAAAAAUAUCAAUCUUAUAUAUUUGUGCACAAAAAAAUUAUUUAAUGCUAUCAAAGUUGCUUAUCACACGUCUUUUAUGUAGAGAAAAAUUAUAAAGCAAAUAAUUUCAGUUAUAUUUUACAUAUUAAAGAUAGUGAAAUUAUGUAGGAUAAAAGUGCUUAUUUCGAGAUGAUCGCUUAAUACGAGAUAGCGAACAUUUUAUGUAAACGGCUACGAAGUCAUAACUGCGUAUGUUUAACACAUCACAUAUAAAAAUAUCAAAAUUUUUUGUAGUCUCGCUUACUGCCGAAGGUAGAGUGGUGUCUGCCAGAGAGUUGUCGCGUACGCACGGAGAAAAAAAUAAUCAUUAUAACUUUUAAAUAUGUAUUUAACACUUUUAUGUCAUAGGUUUAACUGUCGCUUUAAUUCACGUAAAUGUACACAUGCGCUAUAAGUGAUUCAUUAUGUAGUUUUGUCAAUUUAUUGCAUGUUUUGUCGAUAUAAACUUAAAUUUUCUACAAUUUGGUAUUUUCUACUAUGAGACACGCAGCCGCUCUUAAUAUAAAGUAUUGUAUAUUAGGAACUGUCAAGUUCUUUAUUUGAUGUAGUAAUUUUUUAGUAAUCAUAUUUUUAGAUGAAAACACACAAAGAAGAGGCAAUCGUGGUCUCACGGUCAAUUAGAGGUUGUUAAGGCAAAACAAUGGAAUAUUCAAAAGCAUUUAAUCAAUUCAAUGUCCCAAAGCGUACUAUUGAGCGAUAUGUUAAAAAUGACGAUAGUUGUGUUGUUGCUAAGAUUCCUAUGGAAGGGAAAUCAGCGUGUCUCAUUUUUUCAAAAAAAAAUUACUAAAUGACACACCAAGUACACGCGCACAAGAGAGAACAUAGUAUCAGCAUAAAGCAACGAGCGAC